Fusarium coffeatum is the source of this 1716-nucleotide messenger RNA. RefSeq lists its product as uncharacterized. Gene Ontology annotation, biological process: basic amino acid transport; transmembrane transport. The record is from RefSeq and is a predicted model, not a curated record. Lineage: Eukaryota; Fungi; Ascomycota; Sordariomycetes; Hypocreales; Nectriaceae. The transcript has 2 exons. Gene Ontology annotation, cellular component: fungal-type vacuole membrane. Bases 1 to 1716 code for a protein of 571 amino acids. Gene Ontology annotation, molecular function: basic amino acid transmembrane transporter activity.
AUGAGAGAGGGUGCGAGCGGCAGUGCGGCUUCUGCCGUAGCCGAGAACGGCGUCGCUGCGCUGAAUGACGAGCGAACGCCCUUGCUCAAGUCGAAUGGCCAAAACCAAAAUCAAGAUGCUGAACCAGCAAGUGAGACUCGAGGGGAUGACCCGAAUCAAGGACUUCCAGCAGGACAAGAAGAGGAGACAACUGUUAUUGCUGAUGAGGUACCGACCACAAAACUGAUUCUUAUCUUCGGCACUGCCUGGAUAGGCGUCUUCCUGGGUGCUGUCGAUUCCACCAUCAUCGCAACUCUUUCGGGACCAAUUUCGAGCGAGUUUCAGUCUCUGAGUCUGCUUUCAUGGCUCGCGACAGCUUAUCUCAUCUCUAAUGCUGCAUGCCAGCCUAUCUCAGGACGAUUGACGGAUAUCUUCGGCCGAGGACCGGGUCUUGUUUUCAGCAACAUCUUCUUUGCAGCUGGUAAUCUCAUCUGUGGUCUGGCACACAGCCAGACUACCAUGAUCAUCGGACGCGUUGUUGCGGGUAUUGGAGGUGGCGGUUUGAUGAGUAUCUCGACAUUCUUGGGCUCAGAUCUGGUUCCUCUACGCAAGAGAGGUAUUGUCCAGGGCCUCGGUAACAUCUGCUACGGAUCCGGAGCAAUGCUCGGUGGUGUCUUUGGCGGUUUAAUCAACGACCAUACUUCUCAAGGCUGGAGACUUGCAUUCUUGAUUCAGGUACCACCGGUACUUGUCUCUGCUGUGGCCGUUCAUUUCUUGGUCAGGAUCCCUCCCAAGCAGUCGGAUAAGUCGUUCCUUGCCCGCAUAGACUUUAUGGGGGCCUUCUUGACAUCUUCAUUCCUUGUCUUUCUGCUGCUGGGACUUAACUCAGGUGGUAAUCUUGUCCCAUGGACACACCCCCUUCCGCUGACGAUGAUUCCUCUGGCUGUCAUCACAUUUGGGCUGUUCUUGUUCUGGGAGAGCAAGGCCCGCCAGCCAAUCAUUCCCGUAAAGCUUCUACUCGAUCGAACUGUCCUGAAUGCCUGUCUUUGUAACUUGGCUUCUACCAUGGCGGUCAUGGGGGCCCUUUUCUAUGUCCCGCUUUACCUGCAAGUUCUUGGUAGCAGCGCCACGCAGUCGGGUGUCCAGAUCCUGCCAUCUCCAAUCGGCAUUUCGAUCGGAUCUCUCUUUUCUGGCUUCAUCAUGAAAAAGACUGGAAGGUACACCAGACUCGGAGUAGCAGGCUUGCUCGUCCUCAUUUCAGGCGUGGUGGUUCUCACUGUCCAGAACCAGUAUAGUCCCAAGUGGCUGAUGGCUGUCUCUUUCUUCUUAAUCGGUUCCGGCUAUGGUGCGACACUCACCACGACGCUAUUGGCAUGUAUUGCUGCUGUGGACCACUCGCAACAAGCUGUUAUAACUUCCGCAACCUACCUGGCACGUAGUCUCGGUAGUACUGUUGGAGUUACCAUUGGCUCAGCUGUGUACCAAAAUAUCCUCAAAGCACGACUUUGGGAUAGAUUCGGCGACCAGCCUGGUGCCGCAGACGAAAUUCGCCGUAUUCGAGAUGAUCUCGAUGAGAUCAAGCAUCUCCCCGAGGGGUGGUAUGAUGGUGUUGUCAGCUCCUUCGUGGAAGCUUUCAGGGGCGUUUGGUUGACACUGCUGGCCUUUUCCAUCCUGGGUCUGAUCUGUGUAUCGCUCAUGAAACAGCACACUCUGCACUCGACCAUUGAGAGACGUUGA